UCGCGUCGUAGAAACGUGGCCGAAAUCUCCUACACACCUCUACCAGCCGGCACGGAUGUCGAUGACGAAACCGCCGCGCCUCCAUUCGACGCUGAGAUGGCGCUGCGAUCGCUACUUCUUCGUUCAGGGUGCUCUAUAAACGCUGGUCAGACCCGGUCGCUACACGGGCGACAGGACACAGCUGGAGUGGCGCGGCUCAGAGAGGUGCUGGAGGAUCGCCUGCAAGAGAUCCGCAAGGCCAAGACCUGGAAACACGAGCGAGUGUUGACCUCGCCACAGGACACCAAAGUGACAGUCCAUGGCGCAAAAGGAGAAUUUUUGAAUUUCUGCGCUAACAACUAUUUAGGUCUUUCGAAUCACCCUGAAGUAGUGGAGGCGGCGCGCGAAGGUCUGAAACAAUAUGGCGCCGGCCUCAGCUCCGUGCGGUUCAUCUGCGGAACACAAACCAUACACAAGGACCUCGAGCAGCGCCUCUCCAAGUUCCACGGUCGCGAGGACGCGAUCCUGUACGGGUCGUGCUUCGACGCCAAUGCCGGCCUCUUCGAGUCGAUGCUGACGCCCGAAGACGCCGUGUUCUCCGACGCGCUCAACCACGCGUCCAUCAUCGACGGCAUCCGACUGUGCAAGGCGCAGAAGUUCCGGUACCCGCAUCGGGAUUUAAAGGAACUCGAGCACCUGCUAGCCCACAGCGACGCACGGCUCAAACUUAUCGUGACCGAUGGAGUAUUCUCUAUGGACGGCACGGUGGCCCCGCUGGAGGGGCUCCGCGGCCUGGCCGACAAGUACCGCGCGCUGCUGGCCGUGGACGACAGCCACGCCACCGGCUUCUUCGGAGAGACUGGGCGAGGCACAGAAGAAUACUGUGGCGUGCCCGGUGCAGCGGACAUCAUCUGCUCGACCCUCGGCAAGGCGGUGAGCGGCGCGGCCGGCGGGUACACUACUGGGCCUAAAGAACUGGUGUCUCUGCUGAGGAAUGUGUCUCGCCCUUAUCUGUUCUCUAACGCGCCGCCCCCACCCGUGGUGGCUGCUUCUUUGAAGUCCCUAGAGCUGGUCGAGAACAGCGGCACCCUACGCGAGAGACUCCGUGAGAACACUACAUUGUUCCGCAGUGGACUGACCGAGGCAGGCUUGACCGUAGCCGGGGACGGGCAUCCGAUAUGCCCCGUCAUGGUGGGUGAGGCGCCUGCAGCCGUGGAACUCGCGGCGAAGAUGCUCGAGCGUGGCAUCUACGUGGUAGCCUUCAGUUUCCCCGUAGUUCCCCGUGGCGCCGCCAGGGUGCGUGUUCAGAUCAGCGCCGCGCACUCCAAGGAAGAUGUCCACAAGGCCGUCACCGCCUUCGCAGAGGUCGCCAGGGAUAUUGGCAUUGUUAAGAAGUAGUGAGGUGGAGAGG
This is a messenger RNA of Plutella xylostella (diamondback moth), 1390 nucleotides long. It is a transcript of the gene Gcat, whose product is annotated as Glycine C-acetyltransferase. Gene Ontology annotation, biological process: L-threonine catabolic process; biosynthetic process. The record is from RefSeq and is a predicted model, not a curated record. Lineage: Eukaryota; Metazoa; Arthropoda; Insecta; Lepidoptera; Plutellidae. Gene Ontology annotation, cellular component: mitochondrion. Gene Ontology annotation, molecular function: pyridoxal phosphate binding; glycine C-acetyltransferase activity.